This is a messenger RNA of Talaromyces proteolyticus, 2745 nucleotides long. RefSeq names its product MAP kinase. The coding region runs from base 1 to 2745 and encodes 914 amino acids. The transcript has 4 exons. NCBI's taxonomy places the organism in Eukaryota, Fungi, Ascomycota, Eurotiomycetes, Eurotiales, Trichocomaceae. Gene Ontology annotation, biological process: protein phosphorylation; signal transduction. Gene Ontology annotation, molecular function: protein binding; ATP binding; protein kinase activity. The record is from RefSeq and is a predicted model, not a curated record.
AUGCUGGCCUCGUCGAAGCCCGCUCACUACGUGCACCCUCUGGGCCUGGUGCCCUCUUCAGCGAGUUCUUCUUAUCUUUCGAAUGCUACACAUAGGACCGGGACGACAUCGAACACAAGCGAUGCUGGACUAUUUAUGAGCCCGACUGAAUCGGACUUCUCGGACGGUCGUGAUGGGUUGGAGUCAGUCCGGUCUUGGGACGAGAAGAAAGUCAGUGAAUGGUUGCAUAGCAUAAAAUGUGGCCAGUAUGACACCGUAUUCAAAGCCAACAAUUUCAACGGCGACAAUCUUUUGGAAUGCGACCAAAAGAUCCUGCAAGAGAUCGGAAUCAAGAAAAUUGGGGAUCGAGUACGGAUAUUUGUCGCCAUCAAAAAACUAAGGAAUAAGACAAUUCUCAACCGCAAAAAACACAAUCUAGAUUCUCUCAUGUCCUUAGAAGCUACUGCUUACACGCCUUCCUCGACCGAUCUGUAUGCAUCUAGUCUCCGCCUUCAACAAUCCUCGAACAGCAGACAGUGGUCUCGAAUUGACCCAAUUACUGGACGACCCUCUUCACGGCCUUCGUCACCCCUAACGAUCGAUGACCGAGGCGGCCGAGGACUUCGAUUUGCUACCACCAGCCCUAUAGACGGAUCUAGACGAGAAGGUGCUGGGUAUCUGAGUCAUCCUUCUUCCGCUGGAUCAGGGUCUGGACGCCGCCCUACGACACCUGGUGACGCUAACCAAUCUUUGCAUCUGAGACAAAAUUCUAGCAUUGACGGGUUGACUAUGGGAUCCCUACCUGCUAACUCCCAAGUUAUCCGUGUGAUCUAUACUGGAGGACAGACAAAGGCUUUGAAUGUCAAGGGUUGCAAGUCAUCAGAGGAAGUGAUGGUAUACGUACUUCGAAAAUUGCAGCUUUCUGAGGCACAAUGGCGCAAUUAUUGUUUCUACGUCUUAGACGGCUUGGAACCUGACCCGGCACAUUGCCGACGUGUAACAGAUUCCGAAUUAAUGAAAAUCUGCGAUGGGUCGAAUAAGCCUGAGCGCGGUCGCCUGAUUCUCAGGAAAAUCCAUGCUGGAGAACCUGAUGGAGACGAACUUCGUCGUGCUUCACAGCUCGCUCAUGACGAAAGCCAGGCAACACAUCUCAAUGCCUUGAGUAGUUCAAAUCCUCGCAAUCAACUCAAGAUUCAGCAGUUGACCGGUGAACCAUGGCACAACAUCAAACAGCCAAUGUCUCCUAUGUCAGGAGAUAGAUCCAGACACCCUGCGAGUGAUGACUAUGAACCCUCUCCGACAUCUGCCACCACAGAUCGAGCAUCGUCAUCGAAAUUGCGGUCUUUCUUCGGUGCUCGACCUCCAAGUGAGAUGAUUAUUCACGAGUUGACCUCAUACUUCCCAAGUCAUCAACGUGAGGAUAUUGAAAAGACCAUGCGCCUUUCUGUUCGGAGGUCUCAACGAUUAAGUCGGGCUGCUAGCCGUCUUAGCGUUGUCAGUAACAUCAGUUUCGCGUCCAGUUUGAAGGAUGCUCCUCCAAUUCCUAGCAUUGCCGAUACAUGGCUUGCCGGGGGCCAGUCCAUGCGUGCGCCUAGACCUCUGUCGGUUUCCAAGUUUAGUCUACCUCAGAUAUCUUACCGUGACUCUAUUGCUUCUAGUUCUUUGCAGCCUCUUCAGGAAGAAUCACCCAUUGAACCAGACCGCAAAUCAUAUGUAUCAUUUGAAAGCAGCUCUGAUCAAAUUACUACUGGUGACCCAACUGCAGCUCAGAGAGGCUACCUGGAUGAAGCGCUUAGCAUUGCAGCCACUGAUGGCGGAGGCUCACUGAAUGAACGCCUAAGCUUGAUCGUGGCUGAAGAUGACGACGAAGAGGAUGCUGGCCUGCAAGAUUUCUUGGCUGGUGACAACUUCGCUGCCAAGAACUGGAUGAAGGGCUCUCUAAUUGGAGAAGGAUCAUUUGGCAGCGUCUUCCUUGCUCUUCAUGCAAUUACUGGUGAGCUUAUGGCGGUGAAACAGGUUGACCUGCCCUCUGCAACCAAGGGUACAGAGUUUGACAAAAGGAAGAACAACAUGGUGACCGCGUUGAAACAUGAAAUCGAACUUCUCCAGGGAAUGCAUCAUCCUAAUAUUGUCCAAUACCUUGGUACCUCUGCGGAUGAUCACAACCUAAACAUUUUCCUGGAGUAUGUUCCUGGUGGAUCUAUUGCUGAAAUGCUAAAGCAAUACAAUACCUUUCAAGAGCCCUUGAUCAGGAACUUCGUCCGCCAGAUUCUAGCUGGUUUAUCUUACUUGCACAGCCGUGAUAUCAUACACCGUGAUAUCAAGGGUGCAAACAUUCUCGUGGACAACAAAGGAGGAAUCAAAAUAUCUGACUUCGGUAUAUCCAAGCGUGUGGAGGCAUCCGCGAUGUUGGGUUCCAGUGCUGUCAGUGGAAGAGGCCACUUGCACCGCCCAUCUUUGCAAGGAAGUGUUUACUGGAUGGCUCCUGAGGUCGUCCGCCAAACAGCGCAUACGAAGAAAGCCGACAUUUGGAGCUUGGGGUGCCUUGUCGUGGAAAUGUUUAUUGGCGCUCAUCCUUUCCCAGACUGCAGUCAACUUCAAGCUAUCUUCGCCAUUGGUAACAAUCAAGCAAGACCUCCUGCCCCUGAGCACGCAAGCAAGGAAGCUAGAGCGUUCUUGGAUAUGACAUUUGAAAUAAACCAUGAGAAGCGGCCUAGCGCCGAUGAGUUGCUGGAAAGUCCAUUCCUUGCAAUGCCUGUCGCAUGA